GCCCAAAAUGGCGAUUACGUCAUAGACCCUGAUGGAGAUGGUGGAGUGAAACCUUUUAAAGUCUACUGUAACAUGACUGACAAGAACGACAUUGGAGUGACUGUCGUCAGUCAUGACAGUGAAAACAGAACAUUGGUGGUUGGGUGUGAGCGCCGAGGCGCCUAUUCUGGCAAUAUCAGUUACACAGAGGCUGAUAUGGCUCAACUGGCAAAGCUGACAGCCCCAUCAGCUCACUGUGAGCAGUUCAUAAAGUACGAGUGCCGUUGCUCAGUGCUCCUCAAAAAUGGUGACCCUUGCGGCUGGUGGGUGUCACGUGAUGGAGAAAAGAUGAAGUACUGGGGAGGAGUUGAUUCCGGUGAUUACAAAUGCACCUGCGGCCUGAACAAGUCAUGUGCAGCCAAAGACUACGGAUGCAAGUGCGACGAAAAUAGCGGAACGUGGCGAGAGGACAGCGGUUUCCUUACAGACAAGUUAACGCUUCCCGUGAAGCAACUGAGGUUUGGGGAUACCUCUUCCUCUGAUGAGAAAAGACACCACACCCUUGGAAAGCUUAAGUGUUUUGGACUCAUUUAA
This is a messenger RNA of Stylophora pistillata, 573 nucleotides long. Its product is annotated as contactin-associated protein-like 2. NCBI's taxonomy places the organism in Eukaryota, Metazoa, Cnidaria, Anthozoa, Scleractinia, Pocilloporidae. The record is from RefSeq and is a predicted model, not a curated record.